AUGAAAGAACAUUCUCCUCGUCGCCGAAGCAGAAGUCGGAGUCCUUCGCCAAGACGUUCGCAUCGUGAUUACGACAGAACACGAAAGCGAAGCCGAUCUCCAGGCCAUCAUAGACGAAGCCGUUCUCGAUCUCCUCGUCGUCGGCGACGCAGUGCCUCCCCUCAUAGAAGACGCGGGCACAGGAGCCGAAGUCGUUCGCCUCAUCGUCGCCAUUCGAGGUCGCGCUCUCGUUCACGAUCGCCCCAUCGUCGGCGUCACCGAUCCAAAUCGAAGUCCCGAUCAAAGUCGCCGGAGAAAUCGUCGAAGAAGUCGAAGAAAUCCGAAAAAUCUGACAAGAAGAAGGAGAAGGAAAGUGAGAGCACAGGGAUGAGUAAAGAAGAACUGGAGAUCAAAGAAGCAAACGAACUCAGAGCUAAGCUCGGACUCAAGCCGCUUAAGCCUUGAUGACAUACCUUGUCGGUUUGAGACUAAAAUACGGAAACGUUUCCUCAGGAAAAGAUCACUAAGCUGAUCUAUGAUGCUACAAUAAGGCACUGUAGAAAUAAACCAAUCAGAAAUCGUUUCCAGGCUCCGCAGCCUCCGCAGUGUAUGUGGUUUUUGAUGAUUUACUUUUUGUCGUCAAUAAUUUUUGUUUUCAUUGAGUAACAGCGGGAGUAUUGAAAGAGUUAUAAAAGAUUGCAUUGUCUUUUUAUUUUCUUUUGCUCGAGCAGAGCCUGUUUUUCCUCACAUUGCUCUCGUUUUUGUGUGUGUGUGCACUCGCCUUUUAGCGCUUUUUUCUCGACCGCCUGUCGAGAAGAGGUUCUCGCAGUCUAGCUCUAGGCAGUCCUUCGCUUUCACAAGUUUCAUUUGUCAGUGCAAAAUUAAACAACACAGUUCUUUCAAUCUUCUAGUUUAUUUUAUGUUGUAGUUAUGACUUGUAAUUCACGGUGGUCCAAAGAGAAUUCAAAACGCUGGUUGUGUGGUGCAAGAUACGGGCGAUAAGCAUAAGCCAUAAAUGAUUCAAUGAUGGUAGAUUCCGAGAAGAUUCCGUUAAAUGAAACAGGCAAACGCAAGGGUUGGACACCGCACAGCAGUUUUCGUCGUGAGAAAGUUGCGAGAAACGUACUUUCUACAACAACAACAACAACAACAACAACAACAACAACAACAAAAACUUCAUUGUACUCAACAUAGAAAUUAGAGUUAGAUGAACAAAAAUCAGUCGAGAUAAAAAGAGUACAUGGCUGCCCGAAAUAACCUUAAUGGGCUAAUAAGACUGGGCAGCCAUCCUUAGUGAUUAAAAGUGAUUAAAUUAAAGUCAAAUAAGAGGAAAUAAGAAAAAGACACACAAAACACAAAAAAGACUAAUUAUACAUACAGAUAAUUUCUAAAGAAACUGUUGGGCUGCUUCGGUGGGAAAUUGCAACACUUGACAAAUUGAGCGCCGUAGCGAGUACAGUAAAAACCCGCAUAUAAGAACCUAGAAUUUUCGAGGUCAAGGCUGAACAGCUUCUGAUAUUUUAGGGUAGUUUUUCACAGUUCAGGCUGAUCAGGUUCUUAAUAGGUUCUUAUUUUUCAGAAGUUGUCGUAGUGUAACCAUUGGCAGAAAUAUAGAACUUCUAACAACAAACAAAACUGCUUGCCAUAUAUUUCUAUAUUUUAUUUUGAAAGAUUUAGAUUUUAAACUGUCUAUAUUGCACUGUAGGGUUAAGGGUUAGGGUGAAAAUCGAAAAAAAAAAUGUAUAUCAAAGAAAAAAUAUACACAUUAACUCUUUGUCAGAAGUUUCUCACACAAUAAAAAUCCAGAAUUUAGACCAUCAAAAUGUAUAAGAACCUAGUUUUCUUUACCAGGCUGACCAGGUUCCUCUAUUUCUGGGUAUUUAAAUGCCAAAUUUCAGCCUGUAGGUUCUUAAAUCACUAGGUUCUUAUAUGCGGGUUUUUUUUUAAUGUGAAAAUGACGUUUCGAGUGGACAAGUGGUCUGAGCACCUCAUACCCUACCAAUCUGGCAGAUAAAUGAACCGAAAAAGUAAACUUUUAUUCGUUCCUGUAAUAUCUGCAAUAAUGUUUGGGAUGAACGUCUCCCCAGUUAAUGCGUGACACUCGAAUGGAUAUAAAAAUUCAAAAGAAAAUAAAAACUGAAAACUGAUAGGAUGGAAAAAUGUCAAAGUGUCAUUUUGAGAUAAAUCAUAAACGUUUCGGGCAUAGCUCUUCUUCAGGGUGAAAACCCUUUAUUUCGUAGGUAGAAAGGCAGAAGGAUGAGAGACCCAGGGUGCUGUGCCGACCGCUGU
Orbicella faveolata is the source of this 2268-nucleotide messenger RNA. Its product is annotated as pre-mRNA-splicing factor 38A-like. NCBI's taxonomy places the organism in Eukaryota, Metazoa, Cnidaria, Anthozoa, Scleractinia, Merulinidae. The record is from RefSeq and is a predicted model, not a curated record.